Molecule: messenger RNA, 1470 nt
Organism: Cydia amplana
Lineage: Eukaryota; Metazoa; Arthropoda; Insecta; Lepidoptera; Tortricidae
Exons: 2
Coding region: 270-1325 (351 amino acids)
Source: RefSeq, a predicted model, not a curated record
GUGUAUAGUUUCUAAUAGUUUCCGUCGCGGUGAGGCGACCUGCGGCGAACAGUCUUCGGACGAGCUGCUAGCACCUGCUAGUAUCCGAACGCGACGGGUCAACGACCGCAGAACUGUCACCGGUCACCGGCGCCUUGUGUUGUUUGUUGUGUUGUGGUGGACGUAAAUCUUGUUUAUUUAAUAUAGUUAAUAGUUAGCAUAACAAUAGAAAGCUGGAAGAUUGUCAUACAAGUGUUCUGCACAAGUUCGCAAACUUAUUUAGGUUCAAAAUGGCUCAGCUAAAGGAAUUAAAGGCCAAUCGGGGAUAUGUAAAAGGGGCGAUUAGUAGGUUAGAAACAUUUUGUACCUCAAACGAAUUCGCGACAGCAACACUUGAAGUGCUUGCUCAAAAAAAGGAAAGGGUGCUUAAAGCAUUUAAUGAUUACGAAGCGUACAAUAGAGCAAUCCUUGCUAUUGAGCCUGAGGAUGGUGAGUCGUAUGAAUUGUACGAAUCUAAAUGCGAUUUGUGUAUCGCCACGUUAAAUACGCGUCUACAUCCUGCGGAACCACCUGCGGCACAGACUACUGCAUCGACAUCUUCCGGACUAGAAGCAGGUAAAUUUAAAAAACUUCCGUGCAUUAAUAUUAAAACUUUUGAUGGCCAGAGUGUGAUGGACUAUCACCCAUUUAUAAAUAUGUUCAAAGCUGUCAUUGAUAUGGAUGCAAAAUUGAGCUCCUGCGAAAAACUGUACUAUUUACGGUCGUUUUUGGCAGGAGGAGCUUUAGAUUUGAUAAAGCAUUUAAUGCUUACAAAUGAAAACUAUGAGGUAGCCUUAAAACUCAUUGACGAUAGGUACAACAACAUACCAAAAAUUAUAAAUUUUCAUGUCAACAGUAUUAUUGACAUGCCAGUUUUGACAAAAUGUACAGCUUCUGGGCUGCGUUCCAUAGUGUCAACUGUAAAUAUGCAUCUUGCAGCAUUAAGAAACUUGAAUGAAAAAGUUGAGUUCUGGGAUACUAUAUUGGUCAAUAUUUUGUCUAGGAAGAUUGAUUCCUACACUUAUCGUGGAUUUCAUCUUGAGCGUGAUAUGAAAGAGGUUCCUAACUUGUGUGAAUUGCUUACUUUCCUAGAAAAAAGAGCAAUUGCGUUGGAAGCCACAAUGACGGAAGAGCCGAAGAAGCCGGUGAAAUCUGUUGUAAGUGCAGCAGCUGCCACUGGAGUCUCAUGCGUUCCAGUAUGUGUGCCGGCAGCUGACACCUGUGGGUCCAUAUUUGGUGAAGACGAGGUUCGGUCAUAUUGUAGGCGGGGCGCUGCCCUUCCCUGCUGGCAAGAGGUCUAUAAGUAACUAUUGUGUUACAUCUAAAGGUAAUCCUAUUGAUUUUAAUGUAGCUAGGGAUGAUUUGCAACCACCUUUCCCAUGUGUUAAACAAAGUGAGGUUUGCUUGCUGUCAAACGAUUGUAAACCUUCUGAAGACAUUGUUGAUAUAAUG